Molecule: messenger RNA, 363 nt
Organism: Cooperia oncophora
Lineage: Eukaryota; Metazoa; Nematoda; Chromadorea; Rhabditida; Trichostrongylidae
Source: the annotation of a GenBank genome assembly
AUGGUGCUCACUAGUUCAUUGAAAUCCUGCCUAAUCCUGUUCUUAUUUCUGACCGAUGCAUCCAUAGCUAUGCUCCGAUGUGGGGACGAUGACAUGAAGCAAGGAUUUAUAAGGAACAUGUUAGAAAGCGGCUGCAAGGGACGAAUGGGUAAGAUUGAUGCCUGCUGCGUAGCUCAUAUGAAAUGCUAUGAAAAACGAGAACCACGGGCUACUUGUGACGAGACACUUUGUAACUGUGCGCAAGAGUCGGCUAAGAGAUUGAUCGGCUGUUUGAUCCACGUUGCUGGCCUAUGCGGAACGACUCGGGCUUUCGGAGCUCAGGUGUACAAUAAACAACAGCCAGAGGCACGCCCUUCGACCUGA